This is a messenger RNA of Rubroshorea leprosula, 1229 nucleotides long. The record is from the annotation of a GenBank genome assembly. NCBI's taxonomy places the organism in Eukaryota, Viridiplantae, Streptophyta, Magnoliopsida, Malvales, Dipterocarpaceae.
AUCAUGACUUAGGCAGCAUCAAGAUGAAGAUUCCUCCAUUCCAAGGAAAAAAUGAUCCAGAUGUGUAUUUGGAGUGGGAAAAGAAGGUGGAAUAUGCCGUUGAUGGAGAACUGCUUGUCACUAGGCGAGCUUUGAAUGUGCAAGCCAAAGAAUAUGAUGAAGUACAACGUGACAAUAUAUUUCACACGAGAUGCCAUGUCAAAAACAAGGUAUGUAGUGUGAUUAUUGAUGGUGGUAGUUGUACUAAUGUAGCUAGCACUGUUUUGGUUGAAAAGCUUAAUUUACCGAUGAUGAAGCAUCCAAGGCCAUAUAAGCUGCAAUGGUUAAUGAUUGUGGAGAAAUUAAGUGUUGUUAAAUCUCUUUUGCAAGACUUCAAGGAUGUGUUUCCAGAUGAUGUUCCUAAUGGUUUACCACCAAUAAGAGGAAUCGAGCAUCAAAUUGACUUCAUUCCUGGUGCAACAAUUCCAAACCGACCCACAUAUCGAAGCAAUCCCAAUGAGAUGAAAGAACUUCAAAGGCAGGUCGAAGAACUCAUGAAAAAGGGACAUGUGAGAGAAAGCAUGAGUCCAUGUGCAGUUCCAGUGCUACUUGUGCCUAAGAAGGAUGGGACUUGGCCUGAUGGAAUUGCAGUAGACGAAGAAAAGAUUAAGGCUAAAGAAUGGCCAACACCUAAGAAUAUUUCUGCGGUUUGGAGUUUUCAUGGUUUGGCGAGUUUCUACCGGAGAUUCAUCAAGGACUUCAGCACAAUUACAGCUCCAUUGACUGAGAUCGUGAAAAAAAGUGUUGGAUUUAAGUGGGAAAGUAUUGGCAUUGGCACUGUUUUGAUGCAAGAGCGACGAACUGAGCAAUAUGCAAAUCAGGCCAACAAAGGGUGCAAGAAAGUUGUGUUUGAACCUGGAGAUUGGGUUUGGGUGCAUAUGCGGAAGGAGCGAUUCCCUGCACAAAGGCAUUCUAACUCGCAACCAAGAGGCGAUGGACCAUUUCAAGUGAUUGCAAGGAUAAACGACAAUGCAUACAAGUUGGAGCUUCCUGGUGAGUAUAAUGUUAGUGCUACUUUUAAUGUUUCUGAUCUUUCUCCUUUUGAUGUAGGUCACGAUUUGAGGACAAAUCCUUUUGAGGAGAGAGGGAAUGAUGGGAAUCAAGAUGACCCCACAGAUCUGGGUUGAUAACAACAUACAACAAGCAAAUCGAAGCUUGGAUGAUUAUCAAGGCAUGGUAAACAUCAUUCA